CAGCGCGCUCUUUUCGUGAUCCAUCAUGGCUGCCUCUGCCUCAAAGUCAAAGAAGACAAAUGGCGCUACAGAAAUCCCCUACGAGCUUCCGUGGGUGGAAAAAUACAGACCCCAUGUUCUUGAUGAUGUCGUUGGAAAUGCAGAUACUAUUGAUCGUCUAAAGAUCAUCGCAAGAGACGGAAACUGUCCCCAUAUCAUUAUAUCUGGUAUGCCAGGUAUCGGGAAGACAACAAGCAUCCACUGCCUGGCGCAUCAACUUCUUGGCGACGCGUAUAAAGAGGGCGUCCUGGAAUUAAACGCCUCUGACGAACGGGGCAUCGAUGUCGUUCGAAAUAAGAUCAAAUCAUUUGCUCAAAAGAAAGUCACACUGCCUCCUGGACGGCACAAGAUUGUCAUCCUCGACGAGGCCGACAGUAUGACAGCCGGUGCUCAGCAAGCCCUUCGACGGACAAUGGAAAUAUUUUCAAACACAACGCGUUUCUGUCUGGCAUGCAACAUGAGCAACAAGAUCAUCGAACCUAUACAGAGUCGUUGUGCCAUUCUUCGAUAUGCGAAGCUCAAGGAUCAAGAAAUUUUAAAGCGUCUUCUCGAGAUAUGCGAAAUGGAAAAUGUCAAACACAACGAUGACGGCCUCACCGCUCUCAUAUUCACUUCGGAAGGUGACAUGCGUCAAGCUAUCAAUAAUCUACAGUCUACACACUCCGGUUUCGGUUUCGUCUCGGGCGACAAUGUCUUCAAAGUCUGCGAUCAGCCACACCCUAUUAUCGUUCAAUCAAUGAUACGCUUCUGUCUCAAAGGAGAUAUUGGCCAAGCGAUGGAAAAACUCAAUGAUCUUUGGGACCAAGGAUAUAGUGCUGUGGAUAUUGUUGUCACAAUAUUUCGCGUCGUGAAGACCUUUGACGAAAUACCGGAAUACACCAAGCUAGAAUAUAUCAAGGAGAUCGGGUUCACACAUAUGCGGAUAUUAGAAGGCGUGGGCACUCUCAUUCAACUCGCUGGGCUCGUAGCUCGCCUUUGUAAAAUGAAUGUUAAACCCGAAUUAUUUGAUAUAUAGUCGAUACCCUACCCCGCAUUUUGUAUAUAUGUGUUCACUUCCGCGUUUCCGAUGUAAUUUUAUCCCCAGUACUUUUGCGGUGCUUGUGCUUUGCAUAAUAUAUGGACCCUGCACAGGGC
This is a messenger RNA of Desarmillaria tabescens, 1173 nucleotides long. RefSeq names its product P-loop containing nucleoside triphosphate hydrolase protein. The record is from RefSeq and is a predicted model, not a curated record. Gene Ontology annotation, molecular function: DNA clamp loader activity; ATP binding; ATP hydrolysis activity. Gene Ontology annotation, biological process: DNA repair; DNA-templated DNA replication. Lineage: Eukaryota; Fungi; Basidiomycota; Agaricomycetes; Agaricales; Physalacriaceae. The coding region runs from base 26 to 1054 and encodes 342 amino acids. The transcript is spliced from 9 exons. Gene Ontology annotation, cellular component: Ctf18 RFC-like complex; nucleus; Rad17 RFC-like complex.